This is a messenger RNA of Aspergillus homomorphus CBS 101889, 1790 nucleotides long. RefSeq names its product putative protein N-terminal asparagine amidohydrolase. The transcript has 2 exons. Gene Ontology annotation, biological process: protein catabolic process. NCBI's taxonomy places the organism in Eukaryota, Fungi, Ascomycota, Eurotiomycetes, Eurotiales, Aspergillaceae. Gene Ontology annotation, molecular function: protein-N-terminal asparagine amidohydrolase activity; protein-N-terminal glutamine amidohydrolase activity. The coding region runs from base 486 to 1625 and encodes 379 amino acids. The record is from RefSeq and is a predicted model, not a curated record.
GUUACUUGGUGACUUACUGACUUUUCUUCCCCUGCCCCCAUGACGACAUCCGCCCGGGCUGGAUCUUCGAUGAUCACGUGUGUCUGCUGUCUGCUGGUUUGCUUGUUUGCUGGCCUGUUUCCAGUUGUCUACCAUGUUGAUUUGGUCAUUAUCAUCGUAUGAGCAGAAACAGACGCUCUGGCCAUUACUUGAUAAGUUAUUAGAAGACUUCUAAAGCCAAGUGAUUAGCCACUGCUGACACCAUUGUGCCGGUCACUUUGUUCCCCUUGGUCCACGCCGCGGGCGCUGGAGCUGGUCUCCGCUGCUGGUUCCGGUCCUUACCCGUCGUUCACCACCACCACCACCACCACCACCACCACCACUGGAACCACACUGGUCUUAAUAUUCUUCAUGCUAUCCGUGGGACUACAAACGCCCGCUAUCUAACCACCACCACUUCCACCAGUGCUUUUGGGCAUCAUCUAUACCACACACAGCGCAAAGGGAUGAAGAUAGCAACUCUUCAGUUCGCCCCGCGGCUGGGCGACGUUGAGGGUAAUAUUAAACGAGCCGAUGAAUUACUGAAAACUGGGAAGGUGGUGCGAGGUAUAGGUACGGGGGUUGGACUGGACGUUUUGAAGCCAGACAUUUUGAUUCUGCCCGAGCUGGGCUUGACGGGCUACAAUUUCCCCUCCCUGGAGGCCAUCAAGCCGUAUCUGGAACCCGCAGGACAAGGUCCCUCGGCUGCCUGGGCCCGGCAGGCCGCCCAGCGCCUCCAUUGCAAGGUCUGUGUGGGGUAUCCUGAGCUCUACACCGGGGAUGUUAUCCAGCGGGAAGGAGAGUCAGGUAAUCAGCAGGAGACUUACUAUAAUUCUCUUCUGGUGGUCGAUGAGGAUGGACAUGACAUCCUCAACUACCGUAAAUCGUUUCUCUACUACACCGACGAAACAUGGGCCUCUGAAGGUAGUGUGGAGCGAGGCUUCGAGAAUCUCAUAUUCCGAAAAGGGGACCAAGCUUCCCCGGAGUCGUGCAUAGCUACAUCCUUCGGGAUCUGUAUGGACAUCAAUCCGUACAAAUUCGAGGCCCCUUUCACCGCGUGGGAAUUCGCUAAUCGAGUCAUGGAUUCUGAAUCCCAGCUAGUCAUUCUUUCCAUGGCCUGGCUUUCCACGCUGGGCCGGGAGGCGCUAGAUAUCCUCGCGGAUGAGCCUGACCUCGACACGUUCAACUAUUGGAUCCAGCGAUUCUUGCCACUCAUCACCAAGAAAAUGAACCACAAAGUUAAUUUGGACGAAGAUGGCUCAAAUCAAAGCAAGAAUGUUGUCAUCGUCUUUGCUAAUAGAGCCGGGGAGGAGCCAGGAGCAGCGGGGGCGAACCCGGCUCAUUAUGCUGGUACGAGUACCAUCAUCGCCAUCUCACAACGACCAAAGGCCCUUGCCACACCAGGAGCUGCUGGCUCGGGUAACGCGGACAGAGCGAAAGCUCAAACGGACUCAGAUGAUGAAGAGGAGGGCCAAUUUGAUGUGAAAAUACUGUGCUGGGAUAUGUUGGGCGCAACAACAGAAGGAAUCUGUUUUGCCGAUACCACGGCGGACCCGAGUAUGGUUUUCGCAUUGGCAAAACGAUCGUCAAAUCAAGAGAGCGACUGAGCGGAAGCUCAGCGUCCUCUGGUGUUGGUUGGUCAGGGUUGCAAUAGAGCGCUGUCAUCUCUUAUCACCCAUGCUGCCGUUGCGGAUUAGGACCUAGUUUACCCACCGUCUGCAUGCUGUAGUUGGAGUAGACUAUAGAAGAAUGAUAUCAUCGUAAUCAUAGAC